UACACCCAGCAAAGCUGCUGCCGCCACAAGCAAGGAUGAUAUGAGUGUGGACAUGACAGUUAAGCUGCAGCGAGUAGAGGAAGAAGAAGAAGUAGCGGUGGCUCGUUGACAGGGAGGCGGCACGAGACCGCAGGGAAAAAAAAAAAAAACACACCAAAUCCAGCACGAGCGAGGCGGACUGGACUUCAGACUCACAUAUGGCUUCUCUGGGCAGCGCAGAGCGACGGGCUUUCGCUCUGAAAAUCAACAGGCACUCUUCUGCAGAGAUCAGACGACACUUCAGUGGAAACCAUGGCUUCCAACACAGCAGAAGCAACUCCAAUGCUUCAGCCUCAAUGUGCUUCACUGUGCCUCCGUCAUAUGAAGCGGUGGAGCCCUUGGACCUGGAGGAAUUCCUUACAUCACAGUUAAGAAGUGGAGAGUCGAUCCUGAUGCAGGAACUCGGAGACUUCCCGGAUGAUGACCUGAAGGUGGAGCAGGUGGAGAAGGAGUGCCGCACUGUAAAACACUCAGUUCCUGAAGAGGGACCGGAGCCAGAUUCACAUGUGAGCGACUGUGUGAAGAGUUACACCCAGCCAUGGCUCGUGGUGACCAGGAGGUGCCAGGGGGAUGGCUGGAGUGCUUAUUCAGAGCGAGCCGGCCUCCACAAACUUCUCCGUAAGCAGACGUUUGAGUCGGACAUCCAGCCUGAAGACCCACAGAAGCCGGUCAAGUCUCCAACUCUUGCGGGCCUGACUGAUGACUCCGGCCGCACGUUGACCUCCUCGGAUUUUAACUUGAGGUGUUUGACCCCAGACCAGAGGGUGGAAGGGCUGAUGGCCUUCAGCAGCCCCGAGGAGCUGGACCGCUUCAAUCAUGAGGCACGGCAGGGGAACAGACACCCGGAGCUGUUUGCUCUUUGCCCACCAGCAGACGAGGAAGAUGCAGUGGAGAUUCGGCCAAUCCCUGACUGCCCAAAAGAACACACUGGAGACCGCAUCCUGGUCCGAUGCCAGGCCAUCAAGUUUGAGAUUGAUAUUGAACCCAUUUUCGCCACAAUGGCCUUGUAUGACCUGAAAGAGAAGAAAAAGAUAUCUGAGAACUUCUACUGUGAUCUGAACUCUGAACAGUUCAAAAACUUCUUGAAGCCUCACACUCCACAUGUGGACCAGUCCAGCAUGGCCCGAUCUGCCAUCUUCUCCAUCACUUACCCUUCCCCUGACAUCUACCUGGUCAUUAAGAUUGAAAAAGUUCUUCAGCAGGGAGAGAUCAGUGAUUGCGCCGACCCCUACAUGACAUUACGAGAAUGUGACUCUGCAAAGAACAAGGACAAGCUUGAGAAGCUGCGCGGUCAGGCAGAGAUGUUUUGCCAGAGGCUGGGUCGCUAUCGCAUGCCCUUCGCCUGGGCUACCGUCAAUAUUAUGGAGGUCAUUUCCACAGCUACAAUAGACAGAGACGUCACAGACUCUGACAGCUUAAAAGGAGGUAAAUCCAGCAGUAUUGACCGGAGAGCGCAGUUUCCCAGGAGGAACUCUGAACGUUACAGCACCAUCGAUGAUCAGUUCUGUAACAUUUCUGCCUUCAAGCCUGCUACCAUCACUAUCAGCACCAUCUUUAAACAGGAGGGAGAUCGACUGAGUGACGAGGACUUGCUAAAGUUCUUGUCCGAAAUCAAGAAAACCUCAACUCCACAGAGGAGAACCAAGACAAUACCAGGCUCAAUUAAACUGGACAUGUCUCCAGUCCAUGAUACACCACUGGCAUGUUUGUCCCCUGAACUCAUCCCUUUGAUACCUGUGGCUGAGAAAAACAUUCGGCCGGUUAAAGAGGUGCUUGAGUUCCCAUCCAGCGAGGUUUAUGUCCCCCACAACAUUUACAGGAAUCUGCUCUACGUUUAUCCCCAGAGGUUAAACUUUGUUAACAGGCUGACAUCAGCGAGAAACAUCACCAUCAAAAUCCAGUUUAUGAGCGCAGAGGACGCAGCCGGCUGUCUCCCUGUAAUCUUUGGGAAAUCAAAUGGCCCUGAAUUUCUAUCGGAGGUCUACGUUCCUGUUACCUAUCAUAACAAGUCUCCAGAUUUCUAUGAGGAAGUGAAGCUGGCUCUUCCAGCUCGUCUGACAGAGAGACACCACCUGCUCUUCACCUUUUACCACAUCAGCUGCCAGCAGAAGCAGAACCAGAGCGGCAGCUGUGAGACGCUCAUUGGAUUCUCUUGGCUGCCUCUGUUGAAUAAUGACCGCCUUCAGACUGGUCAGUUCUGUCUGCCAAUUGCCUUGGAGCGACUCCCUGCCAACUACUCUCUGCACACGCCUGAGAAACUUCCGAUCCAGGUCCCUCCGGUCAAGUGGAUGGAGAGUCAUAAAGGACUUUUCAACCUCGAGAUCCAAGCAGUUUCAUCUGUACACACACAGGACAACCACUUGGAACGUUUCUUCACCCUCUGCCACGCCCUGGAGGGUGGAGCAACAUUCCCGCUGCGGGUCAGAGAGGAGAAGAUUCCAGAGAACAAGCUGGAGCAUGAACUGAAGCUCAGCAUCAUCUCACUGUCCUCCUCCAGUUUAGAGCCUCUGGUUCUCUUCCUCCAUCUAGUGCUGGACAAGCUCUUCACUCUCAUUAUGCAGCCCAUGGUCAUCGCUGGACAGACUGCCAAUCUGGCUCAGAUAGCCUUUGAGUCCGUGGUUUCUAUCGUCAAUAGUCUACACAACAGUCAGGAGCUGAUCAGGGACCUGCAGGGGAGAAACAGCCUCCUAGCAACCUACCUAUACUGGGUGUUUCGUCUCCCUGAUCCUCCUCAAGAGAUGCAGAAUUCAGGUUCAGCCAGUAUGAUACCUCCGUCAGAGAGCCGUUACAGCACAAUGGGUCGAGCCACAGCAGCCACAGUGGGCAGUAUGCUUCUUCAGUCCAGAGUCCGCAGCAGUAGCAACCCAGACAUCCCGGCUCCACACAACUCUGCUGAAGACAUGGAGGUCAAAAACAUCCUAAAGGGCAUCAACAUCCCAGGCAGCCGCAUGUCAACCUAUGGGGAAGUAACAAACCACCAGAACUCUACUGGAAGCACCAGGCCAUCAAACAGGAAGCAGUUUCAUGAGGAGUUGGCCCUGCAGAUGGUAGUCAGCACUGGGGUCUGCAGAGAAAAUGCUUACAAAUACGCCUGGUUCUUCUUCGAGCUGCUGGUGAAAAGCAUGGCUCAGCAUGUGUCUCAUCUCGAGAAGCACAGCGUCCCUCGAAGGAGCCGCUUCUCUGAUCGAUUUAAAGAUGACAUCACCACUAUUGUCUCCGUGGUUACAGCUGAGAUUGGGACCAUCCUUGUCAAGCAACACAAGGAGGUAGAGCAAGCAGAAAAAGUCAACAUCAGCCUGGCCUUCUUCCUUUAUGACCUGCUGUCUCUCAUGGACCGAGGGUUUGUCUUUCAGCUGGUGAAAAACUACUGCAAUCAGAUGUCAGCUAAGAGUGUAUCAAUGCCAACACUGAUCAGCAUGCGUCUGGAGUUCUUGCGAAUCCUGUGCAGUCAUGAGCACUACCUCAACCUGAGCCUCUUCUUCAGCAGCCCUGCCUCUGCUCCUGCCUCACCGUGUCCCUCUAUCUCCUCUCAGAGUUCUGGCUCCAUUGGUUUCCAGGAGCAGCAGAGGAUCUUGGCACUGUUUGAGCUUUCUCAGGAGUUCAAGCAGCAGCACUACCUCACCGGUCUGCUGCUGACAGAGCUCAGUGCUGCUCUGGACUUGGAAUCAGAGGGAGGAAAGGUUCAGAAGAAGGCCAUCAAUGCCAUCUACAGCUUGCUGUGUUCUCACGAUCUUGACCAUCGCUGUAUCAAACCUGAGGUCAGAGCCAAGGUGGCAGCUCUCUACCUCUCCCUGGUGGGGAUUAUCAUCGACUCCACCAACUAUUUGGACUUCACUGUUUCUGAUGCGCGCGGUGGGAAAAACAAGACGGGCGGACCUGAGGAUGACCUUGAAAAUGUCCCACCCAUCAAUCAGUCUGUUGCCAUGGCAAUUGCUGGGAACCCCUUUAACACGCUGGGACGGAAUGUUCUUGUUUCCAUGGCAUCCAUGCAAAGUAAAUCCGUAGCCACCCUGCCUGCAGACACCAGUCGCCACCUAUUGGUGUGUUUCCUGUGGGUGAUGAAGAACGCUGACAGGAAUCUGAUUCAGCGCUGGACUGUAGACAUGCCGCCCUCACAGCUCAACAAGCUGCUGGAGCUUCUCACUAUCUGUGUCUCCUGCUUUGAGUACAGGGGUAAGCAGAGCAGUGACAAAGUGAGCACCCAAGCCUUGCAGAAAUCCCAGCAGGCUAAGCUGCAGCUGGAAGAAGCCCUGCUGAGAGGAAUGGGUGCCCGCGGGGAAAUGAUGAAACGGGUUGGAGGAAUGGAUCGGACCAUGGGCCAGAGGGAGCACCUGCGAUGGAGGAAAGAUCUCACUCAGUGGAGGCAGACCAAUGACAGGCAGGAUAAGACUAAAGCAGAGUUGGACCAGGAAGCUCUGAUCAGCGGGAACUUAGCAACAGAGGCUAACCUCAUCGUGCUGGACCUGCUGGAAACCAUCGUACAGGCGGUGCCGCUGGCUGACUGCAAGGACAGUGUGGUUGGCGGUGUGCUGAAGGUGUUACUCCACUCUCUCACCUGCAACCAGAGCACCACUUUCCUCUCUCACACCUUCAGCACGCUCAGAGCGCUCGUUGUCAAGUUUGGGGACUUGUUGUUUGAGGAAGAGGCGGAGCAGUGUGCCGACCUAUGCCAGAAGGUGCUUCAGUACUGCAGCAGCCCCGUCGAUGAGAACAGGAGCCAGGCCUGUGCUACCCUCUACCUCAUCAUGAGAUACAGCUACAGCAACGCCAGUAACUUCUCCAGAGUGAAGAUGCAGGUCACCAUGUCUUUGGCCUCACUGGUGGGCAAGUCAUCAGACUUCCAAGAGGAAUACUUGCGUCGUUCUCUACGCACCAUUUUGGCCUACGCAGAGGAGGACAGUGAGAUGCAGAGCAGCCAGCUGCGCUCACAAGUGGAUGAGCUUCUCAGAAACCUUAACAGUAUUUUGUCAGACACAGUGAAGAUGAGGGAGUUCCAGGAAGAUCCAGAGAUGCUCAUGGACCUCAUGUACAGGAUUGCAAAGGGCUAUCAGACAUCUCCUGACCUCCGUCUGACCUGGCUGCAGAACAUGGCGGAGAAGCACAACAACAGGAAAUGUUACACUGAGUCAGCCAUGUGUUUGGUCCAUGCUGCUGCCCUGGUGGCCGAGUAUCUCAGCAUGCUGGAGGAUCACAAGUACCUGCCUGUUGGCAGCGUCACAUUUCAGAACAUCUCCCCCAAUGUGCUGGAGGAGUCGGCGGUGUCAGAUGACAUCCUGUCCCCAGAUGAGGACGGGGUGUGUUCAGGACGCUACUUCACUGAGAGUGGGCUGGUGGGACUGCUGGAGCAGGCGGCUGAGCUCUUCAGCAAUGGCUGUCUCUACGAGGCAGUGAAUGAGGCCUACAAGAUCAUUGUGCCAAUCCUUGAGGCUCAUAGAGAUUUCCGAAAACUAGCAUCCACUCACGACAAGCUGCAGAGAGCCUUUGACAACAUCAUUCAGAAGGGCCACAAGAGGAUGUUUGGAACCUAUUUCCGGGUGGGUUUUUAUGGGGCCAAGUUCGGCGACCUGGAUGAACGGGAAUUCAUUUACAAGGAGCCAGGGAUCACACAUCUGCCUGAGAUAUCACACAGGCUGGAGAACUUUUACAGCCAGUGUUUUGGUGAUGAUACUUUAGUGAUGAUUAAAGAUUCAACACCGGUGAACAGGAAACAGCUGAACCCCAACAAGGCGUACAUCCAGAUCACUUAUGUGGAGCCGUUUUUUGAUGACUACGAGAUGAAAGACCGGCUGACAAACUUUGAGAAGAACUUCAACCUGCGACGCUUCAUGUACACCACACCCUUCACAAAGAGUGGCCGACCGCGGGGUGAACUCAACGAGCAGUACAAGAGGAAGACCAUCCUCACCACCAUGCAUGCUUUCCCCUACGUCAAGACUCGUAUCGACGUCAUCCAAAAAGAGGAGUUUGAUUUGACUCCCAUUGAGGUGGCCAUUGAGGACAUGCAGAAGAAGACCCGAGAGCUCGCCGUGGCCACACACAGAGAACAGCCUGAUGCUAAGAUGUUACAGAUGCUGCUGCAGGGGUCUGUGGGAGCUACUGUUAACCAGGGCCCGUUGGAGGUGGCCCAGGUCUUCCUGAAUGAGAUCCCAGCGGACCCGAAGCUCUUCCGUCACCAUAAUAAACUGCGCCUGUGUUUCAAAGAGUUUAUAAUGAGGUGUGGCGAGGCCGUGGAAAAGAACAAGCACCUGAUCACAUCAGACCAGAAGGAGUACCAGCAGGAGCUGAAGAAGAACUACAACCGUCUGAGAGAGAGCCUGAGGCCCAUGCUGGAGAGAAAGAUCCCAGAGCUCUACAAACCCAUUAUCAGGCCCCGACUGGAGAACAGGGAUUCCUUUAAACGCCUGAGUUUCCGCAGAGCUCAGGAGGAAAACUCGUGAGAUGCUACAGCUUGCUUGAGAGAAAGAGAGAGCUACAGAGAGGAACGGGAUGCUGUCACACAAUCGAGGGAGAAAAAGAGAAGAGAACAUGGAAGAGGACAAGAAAAAGAAGGGAGCUGCCUGUGAUACCCUUGCACUUAUUUGCGCUGGAGCAGCACAACGGUCUAAAAUGAACUCACAGUUUCCCUACAGUCCUGCAGCAUUUCUCAAUGUCUGCUUUUGUCCACUUUGAUGAUUUUGUGGUCGUUUGUUACAGGAGGAAAAGAGGACUGAGCACAUAAAAAUAGGGAAGUGGGAAUCUAAAGCGAAAUGUAGCUUUUUGAGCAUUUCACUGUAAAAUCUUCAGAUGCUGUAGCUCUGUUGAUUUCUUUUUUAGGUAACUGCAAGUCCUAAUAAUGCUGCAAACAUUUCCUCUGGGUCGGUUGAGAAGGAAUCCUUCUGAAAUCCCUGCUACCCCAGGGUGUGUAUGUGUGCCAAUCAUGCCUGUGACCUGUCUGGAUGUGCGUGUAAGUGCGUGAUUGGAUUUGUGUUUAUGUAGUUAAUGUGUGAGGUAGAAGAUGUCGGUGCCAUACUCAGUGGUGAUAGAUGAUUCUGUUAUGUGCUAAAGGGCCUUUGAAAUCCUACUCUGUGCGUGACAUGUGCCAGUUAGAGCAACAAGUGUGGGGUGUGUUGAUGGAUAGUGCACUGGAAAAAAAGACAAUUUCCUUUGUUAACUCUUGAGGCCGUUCUUGUGUUUUUUCAGUGAGAAAAAUCGAACCAAGCUGUGUAAUUAAUAGAAGUGUUUAACUUAUUAAGACUUGUAAUUUCACAGGAGGAAGACAGACUUAUCUGAGGCUCUAAAUUACACAUUAUGCAGCUUAUCUCUAAUUCCACAUUUUGUAAAUAAUAGAGAGGUAUUGCUUUAGAUAGUUACAAAGAUGUUUACAAUGGUAUGAACUAUUUUGCAUUUUAUUUUCCUGAACGGUAUUUUUAGAGAAAUGAUAGCAAUAAUAAAUUUGGAAAUAAUAUUCAGGAGGCAGGAAUCAGCCUGAGUGUGCUAUAACAGUCUCAUUGUACAGUGUUUCAUUGUAGUUUCAGUACGUCAGCUCCCAUGUAAAAAACACAUCCUACCAGAUAACAGUGCCAAAUUUACUAAUAUGGAGACUGAUGAUUCCUUCAAAUGGAAAGUUUGAAGUUAUGAACUUGAAGCUUUCAGUAAACUUCAGCUUAUGAUGUCAUGAAUACCAUAAGUCAGAUGGUCUCAUGAACAUGGUAAACACGACCCCAUUUGAAGGCGCCAUGAGAUCCUUAACUAGAAUUGUAAUAUUUUAAAAAGUCACUCCAUACAACUUUUUCUGCAUUGUGAUUUAUGUUUAAUGAGUAUUUCUGAUAACAUUCCAGAGGACGAAUUUAAAACUGCUCAGCAGUAUUAAAUAGCUAAUUUUAUUUGAAAUCCAUGGAACAUCUCAUUUCAUCGGUUUAUGUUGCAGCCCAUUUUGUAUUUCAAUAAAUGUGCUUUGUGUUUCAAAAGUGGAUGUACAUUUCUAUACAUCAUUAAUGCUCAUUUAACAAUUCAUGCUUUGUUUCCAGGUUCAGAUUCUAUUUAUGAACUGUUGAAUGUUUUUAAUUGGCUGAAUAGGAUCGAAAAAGUAAUUUAACAUGUUUAUUAAUGAUGUGUAAUAAUAAAAAGUAUAUCCAUUUUUGAAACAUACAACAUAUUGCAGAAAGUUGAUGUCAUGUUUUUUGUGUGUCCACCACCAGAGACUGCAUUGUUUCUUUAUCUGUAUUUUUGUGUUCUCACCUGUUGUUUUAUUAAAUGUUGGUUUUUAACUUGUCAUGCAUACAGUGCUGUUGAAACACCUGAAUAAAACCUAAUAUAUGCA
Molecule: messenger RNA, 8338 nt
Organism: Cheilinus undulatus (humphead wrasse)
Lineage: Eukaryota; Metazoa; Chordata; Actinopteri; Labriformes; Labridae
Gene: dock8
Product: dedicator of cytokinesis 8
Exons: 48
Coding region: 198-6476 (2092 amino acids)
Biological process (GO): positive regulation of establishment of T cell polarity; positive regulation of T cell migration; positive regulation of GTPase activity
Cellular component (GO): cell leading edge
Molecular function (GO): guanyl-nucleotide exchange factor activity
Source: RefSeq, a predicted model, not a curated record